Molecule: messenger RNA, 1329 nt
Organism: Sparassis crispa
Lineage: Eukaryota; Fungi; Basidiomycota; Agaricomycetes; Polyporales; Sparassidaceae
Product: Aspyridones efflux protein
Exons: 13
Coding region: 1-1329 (442 amino acids)
Biological process (GO): transmembrane transport
Cellular component (GO): fungal-type vacuole membrane
Molecular function (GO): transmembrane transporter activity
Source: RefSeq, a predicted model, not a curated record
AUGUCUGACGUUGUGGAUUCGUCCGAGACCAAGUCGAGCACUUCCACAGUCGUGGUAACGCCUCCGGCCCGAGAGGGCCCACCACCGCCCCCCGAUGGCGGUUUGUCUGCAUGGUCGACGAUAGCCGGAGCGUGGAUGAUUCAAUUUUGCACCUUUGGAUACGUCAGUGCGUUUGGAGUCUACCAAGAUUUCUAUGCCUUAGACUUCCUUCCACUAUAUUCAUCCUCCGACAUAAGCUGGAUAGGCGGCUUGCAGCUGUUCCUGAUGUAUGCUCCGGGGAUUCUAGUAGGACGGGCUUUUGACGCAGGAUACUUCCACCACCUGGAAAUCGUCGGUUCGCUCCUGUACGUCUUCUGCAUGUUUAUGCUCUCCCUCACAAGCCGGAACCAAUACUACCAAAUCAUCCUAGCUCAAGGCGUCGGCAUGGGUAUCGGCCUCGGUCUAACGUUCCUCCCCUCCCUGAGCAUCGUGUCGCACCACUUCCGCCGCCGACGUGCGCUCGCGGUGGGCAUCGUCGUGAGCGGCGCGUCCGCGGGCGGGAUAGUGUUCCCGAUCAUGCUGAACCGUCUCUUCCAAGACCCGCACGUUGGCUUUGCGGGAGGCGUGCGCGCAAGUGGGGGGCUCGUCGGCGGGCUGCUCUUGCUGGCCAAUGCGCUGGUGAGGACGCGGGCGCCGCCACGCCGCUUGGGGAGCCGGAUGGGCUUGAGUUGGAGAAGCUUUAAGGUGGUGCUGAGGGAUGGUGCGUACAUGUGGUCGAUUGCAGGCGCGUUCUUCACAAGUAUGGGAUCUUACAUACCAUUAUUCUACCUGCAACUAUUUGCAUCGGACCACGGCGUGAAUGCGCGGGUCACGACCUACUUGCUCGCGAUCCUCAAUGCUGGGAGCAUCGUAGGCCGAAUCAUCCCGCCCUUCCUCGCCGACAAGUGGGGGGUCUACGCACUGCUCCUCCCGUCCGUCUUCGCGUCCGCCACACUACUCUUCAGCAUUUUCGGCGCGACGACGUCCGCGGGCGCAGUCAUCGUGGGGCUGCUGUUCGGGUUCGCGUCGGGAGCGUAUAUCUCGCUGAUUCCUUCGUUGCUCGGGGUCUUGUGUCGGGAUGUAAGUGAGCUUGGCGUCAGGAUGGGGUUCGCCUACACCGUCGUUGCAAUCGCCAUGCUCGUCGGGAACCCGAUCGCGGGUGCUCUCCUCAAUGCAGAUGCUGUGAACGUGCAGCGCGUAUGGUGGCAUGCGCUCGUCUUCGCCGGGCUUUGUACCAUCGUGGGGUUUGGGUUCAUGUGCAUCUCGGGGAUAUUGUUUCACAGGCGGAAGGAACGGGCGAGCUCGGCAUGA